Necator americanus (New World hookworm) is the source of this 984-nucleotide messenger RNA. RefSeq lists its product as uncharacterized. The record is from RefSeq and is a predicted model, not a curated record. The transcript has a single exon. The coding region runs from base 1 to 984 and encodes 327 amino acids. Lineage: Eukaryota; Metazoa; Nematoda; Chromadorea; Rhabditida; Ancylostomatidae.
AUGCAAGAAACAAAAUCCACGUACAAUUCUGUAUGUGUCGCGCGCAGCGCUGGUGACUUCAACCAGGAAAAGCGUCUAAGAAGGAGGCUGCGCCGUCAACUGCAACAACACCGCGAUAACGAGUGGACGUCAAGAGCGAUGGAGUUUGAGAAGGCGUGGGAGGACAGGAACCCAUGGAAAGGCUACGCUCUACUAAAACAGUAUAGCGGCAAAACGAAAAGAUGUUCCCCUGUCCUCAACACUGCCAAUGGGGUAGCUGUCGGUGAAGCAACCCUUCUUUUUUUGAAGGAACACUUCAAAACCUUGCUGAACCACCGUCAGCACCGUCAGCUCCUGAACUCGAAUGUUCAUAGACAGACGUAUGCGGUUAACGAGGGGCCACCGAUCGAGUCGGAGGUCUUGGUCUGUAUUCAAAAAAUGAAGAAUGGGAAAUCUGGUGGAGACGACGGGAUUAGCGCAGGAAUGCUAAAAUAUCUUCCUCCGUCUGGGAUCCGUGACAUGACAAAGAUCAUCCGUUCAAUAUGGAUAGACGAAAGGAUACCUGAUUCGUGGAGAUACGCUAUUAUAAUUCCCCUCUACAAGAAGUUAUCCGUCACGGACCCCAGGAAUUAUCGAGGAAUCUCUUUGCUGCGUGUUAUGUACAAGGUAUUGGAACGCAUUAUCCUGGACCGACUCAUUAAACAUCGCGAAGAAACAACGCGCGACGAGCAAGCUGGCUUUCGUCCUGGCCGAUCUACGAUUGACCAGGUGUUUAUCGUCAGGAGAGUGAUCGAAAUCUGGCAGCGGUAUUCGAAGCCAAUGCAACUAGCGUUUCUGGACUUUGAAGCCGCGUUCGACUCUCCUCACCGAGGCCGUCUUCUCAGUGCGCUUCGCGCCGAUGGAGUACCAGGAAAGUUCGUUCGCUUGUUUGAUGACAUGAAUCAACGAACAACUGCUGCAGUUCGAACACCAGCCAACAACAACAGGAUGUACAACACCGUUUGA